Messenger RNA from Empidonax traillii (willow flycatcher), 12436 nucleotides. RefSeq names its product zinc finger and BTB domain containing 20 (gene ZBTB20). Gene Ontology annotation, biological process: regulation of transcription by RNA polymerase II. The record is from RefSeq and is a predicted model, not a curated record. NCBI's taxonomy places the organism in Eukaryota, Metazoa, Chordata, Aves, Passeriformes, Tyrannidae. The transcript has 11 exons. Gene Ontology annotation, molecular function: RNA polymerase II cis-regulatory region sequence-specific DNA binding; protein binding; DNA-binding transcription factor activity, RNA polymerase II-specific. Bases 1042 to 3003 code for a protein of 653 amino acids.
GAGUUGUAUUUUGCGAGAUAGGGGAAGGAGGGUUGUCUGCUGUCUGGUAGGAGGGCUUUGUCUGUGUGCGCCUUUCUCUCUCUCCCUCUCUCGCUCUCCCUGUCUCUCGCACUCUCGCUCGCUCUCGCUCGCUCUCUCUCGCUCGCUCUCCCUUUCCCGUCUCUGUGGUUUGUAAGGUAGGUUGCAGUGUGUGUAUAUACACAACAUCAAGAGCAGGAAAAUGGACUCAUUAGGGAGGCAGGCAGUCAUUACCACUCACACUGUACUUCCAGGGAGACAGCGACUAUGAGGAGACAAACUGAGGACUGGGGAACAAGCAGCACAAGAGAGAAGUGUUGAGAGCUGCACUUAACCCUUUUGGAGUCCGAAGUCAAAAGGGAACCAGAGGGCUUGACGCAUCCUUUACAUCCUGCAUUUACUCUGACCACAGUCCCUCCCUGUUCUCACAAGUGGAGCUCAGCCCUGCUUCCCUUCCUGUUGAUUCCCAGUCAGCUACAUGACUGCCUGAAGUUACAUUGUAGAUGCUGAAAUCACUGCACCUUAAAAACAAAAAGAUUAAGCUGCUCUGCGUUCCUAGCAGCAGUGGUUGGCAGUUUUCCUCAACCUUGCAAGAGAGAGAGAGAUUUGGUUGGAAUGAAACCUUGCUCUCCGUACAGCCUGUUUGAGAUGCAGCAUUGAAAGAUCACUCACAAUCAGUUUGUGGCCUUUCUCUGAAGGAACCUUUUCUGUCUCUUGCACACAGCCUCUCUCUGUUCCCUGCCCCAAUGAACGUCUGCACUAGGUCCAAGGCUUGGAGUAAUUUACCUGAAGAGUGAUACCAUUUGGAAACCACUGAAGAAACCCAAGACAGCUGAAAACCAGAAGGCGUCUGAGGAGAAUGAGAUUACUCAGACGGGUGCAUGCAGCGCCAAGCCGGGCCUUCCCUGCCUGAACCUUGAAGCUGUUCCGUCUCUGAGCCCGGCCCUCAUCCACUUUCCACAUUCACCAACAAACCUGCACGCACACACAGGGUCAUCUGAUUGUAACAUCAGUUGCAAGGGGAUGACAGAGCGCAUUCAUAGCAUCAACCUUCACAACUUCAGCAAUUCUGUGCUCGAGACUCUCAACGAGCAGCGCAACCGUGGCCACUUCUGUGACGUGACGGUCCGCAUCCACGGGAGCAUGCUACGCGCCCACCGUUGUGUGCUGGCGGCUGGCAGCCCCUUUUUCCAGGACAAAUUGCUGCUGGGCUACAGUGACAUCGAGAUCCCCUCAGUGGUGUCAGUCCAGUCUGUGCAAAAGCUCAUUGACUUCAUGUACAGCGGGGUGCUGCGGGUCUCACAGUCAGAGGCCCUCCAAAUCCUCACAGCUGCCAGCAUCCUGCAGAUCAAGACUGUGAUUGAUGAGUGCACAAGGAUUGUCUCACAAAAUGUGGGAGAGGUCUACCCAGUGAUUCAGGAUUCUGGCCAGGAGACACCCAGGGGAACCCCCGAAUCAGGCACCUCGGGGCAGAGCACCGACACAGAGUCUGGCUACCUGCAGAGCCAUUCGCAGCACAGUGUGGACAGGAUCUAUUCGGCCCUCUAUGCCUGUUCCAUGCAAAAUGGCAGUGGGGAGCGCUCCUUUUACAGUGGAGCUGUGGUCAGCCACCAUGAAACAGCCCUGGGACUCCCCAGGGACCAUCACAUAGAAGACCCCAGCUGGAUUACCCGGAUCCAUGAACGGUCGCAACAGAUGGAGCGGUACCUCUCCACCACUCCAGAGACCACACACUGCCGCAAGCAACCGCGCCCUGUCCGAAUUCAAACCCUGAUGGGCAACAUCCAUAUUAAGCAGGAGAUGGAGGAUGACUAUGACUACUAUGGCCAACAGAGGGUGCAGAUCCUAGAGCGCAAUGAGUCUGAGGAAUGCACUGAGGACACUGACCAAGCAGAAGGCACUGAGAGUGAGCCCAAAGGGGAGAGUUUUGACUCAGGCGUCAGUUCCUCCAUUGGCACUGAGCCUGAUUCCAUGGAGCAGCAGUUUAUGGCUGCUCUGGGCCGGGAUGGGCAGCAAGAACCUUCUCAAGCAGAUCAAAAUGACGUCCCUGCUGAUGGCACUCAGCCGCAGCAGCAGCAGCAGCAACAUGUAGAUGCCAACUCUUCUUCACCAGAGAGAAGCAAUGACGUUGAAAUGGACAGCAAAGUGCUCACAGUCAAUAACAGCACCGAAAAGGGGGCUUUGCAGCCUUCUGUCAACACAACUGUUGCCCAACCAUUGCCAACCACACAGAUCUACUUACGCCAGACAGAAACCCUCACCAGCAAUCUGAGGAUGCCACUGACUCUGACCAGCAACACUCAGGUCAUUGGCACAGCUGGCAACACCUACCUGCCUGCCCUUUUCACCACGCAGUCUGCUGGCAGUGGCCCUAAACCUUUUCUCUUCAGCCUGCCCCAGCCUUUAGCUGGCCAACAGACACAGUUUGUGACAGUGUCCCAGCCUGGCCUGUCAACCUUUACUGCCCAGCUGCCAGCCCCACAGCCCUUGGCCCCGUCUGCGGGCCACAGCACAGCGGGUGGGCAAGGCGAAAAAAAGCCUUACGAGUGCACUCUCUGUAACAAGACUUUCACCGCCAAACAGAACUACGUCAAGCACAUGUUUGUACACACAGGUGAGAAACCACACCAAUGCAGCAUCUGUUGGCGCUCCUUCUCUUUAAAGGAUUACCUAAUCAAACACAUGGUGACGCACACCGGCGUGAGGGCGUACCAGUGUAGUAUCUGCAACAAGCGCUUCACCCAGAAGAGCUCCCUUAAUGUGCACAUGCGUCUCCACCGCGGGGAGAAGUCCUACGAGUGCUACAUCUGCAAGAAGAAGUUCUCCCACAAGACCCUGCUGGAGAGGCAUGUGGCUCUGCACAGUGCCACCAACGGCACGCCUGGAGCCACCGGCACCGGCGCAAGGGCCGUCCCCGCCGGGGUGGUGGCCUGCACGGAGGGGACCACGUACGUCUGCUCUUCUGUGCUUUUUUGGUCUGGAUAAGGCUUUUUAUUUUUGCACUAAGUAUGACUGCACUGCACUGCAUUGCACUACUGAAAUGUAUUUACACGUGGUGGGAUUGGAAGGGGCCAAUUAAGCAGGAAGGGAGAAGAGAAAGGGAUAGGCACAGAAAACAGGAUAUAUCAUAAACCUGACCAGGUUGAAAAAGAACUAGGGUAACCUUUAUUUAAGCAACUAGUCAGACACUGAGACAGCUCUAUUAGAUACCUUCUCUUAAAAUAAAAGUAAAGCACUAUAAUAGAAACUGAAGAGGCAUCACAGGUUUCAGGGUGCUACAGAUCUUUUUCCCCCUUUCUCUAGAGACUGUUCUUUGGGGCUGUGAGAAAGUUCAGAGAACUGCUCAUUUGGUAAGGCUUCAACAUAAAGAUACUGAUUCCUAGUUCAGAUGUCAAAACUUGCAUUGUCGGAUAGAAUCUCUUCAAGAGGUUUGACUGUGAUUAGCAUCCCUUCAGUAUAAACAUGAUCUCUCAGCUCAAGAAUUUAAGCCACAAAGCAGACUUACCAAAGGGGAAGGUCACUGGAAAAAAAGCACGUCUUUCUGAGGCUGUUAUGGGAACAGUGCAAUAAACAGUCAUCCUGAACACACAAUUACAAGUGUUCCAGUCAAACCUUUGGGGUAAGAGGAAGCAGGAGGGACAUUUGGGCAAGAAAGGGUGGUGUGGAAUUCAGUACAUAAAUAUUCCUGCUUAGGCAAAGAUGCUGUCUAGCAUUUUAAGAGCUUCUCUCUGAUUUGUCUUCUUAAAUGGAUAGCCUAGCAUUGUGAAGGCUUUCAGCUGGAGCCAAAUGGAAUCCUAAGUUUAAAAAUACUGUUGCAGUCAAGAUGCAUGUUGGCCUAUGCCUUGGUCAUUAAUUUUGUAACAAGCAUAAUAUGAGAAAAACUAAAACAGUAGUAAUGUGCAGCAAGAUUCAUCUCUGCUGUAGCUCUUUGUGAUCUAUAAACUCUCAAAAGUUUGUGUUGAAUCUCUUCAGUAAGACUGUAAUAGCAACUUCAGCCAGAUGGUAAAACAGGAUCAUGAAAAAUGCUCUGUAUAGCAACUGGGACAAGAAUGUAAAACAUGAGUGUAUUUGCUUUGGUCCUGUAGUGGAGAGACCAUCUGUCUAAUGUACAAAGAGGUUUCAUGGACAAAAAAGAGGAGGUAGUCAUCCAAUUGCUGAGGGAGGUCUAGAAUAAUUGGGGGACUAGAAAUUUAUUUAUGCCCUGAAUUUAUCCUUAAACUUGAAGCUAAGAUAUUUUGGCUUCAUUAGCACAGAGAAAUGGGUAGUUCAGACCUUUCACAGAGCUGCACAAUGCAAAGCAGAUUGUUGAUGAUCAGUCUGUUGGGCUGCCUCAUUUGAGAAAAGUGUCAAGAACUAGAAGAGGAGUGGUAUACAAGAGGCGGUGCUAGGUGGGAAGGAACAAGUCUGUCUGAAGCCAGGAGACACUUUGGAGUUAAGGAUGUGUUUUUCUGGUGAGCUCUGAGAUUUUCACUCUUCGAUUUCAGCCAUUCUGGUUUGAAAGGAAUGGAAGAGAACAACUGGAGAUAUCCCCUGAUGUACUGUUAGAUGAACUACUGAAUGACUCUUCCCUUGAAAGCAAACAGGGCACUGGAACAUACACUCUCUAUCUUUGCCAUCUACAGGAACCCUUUAAGAUGAAAACCACUGGAAGAUCAACUUCCAGUAAUGAGUCAGUAGAUGUCCAACAAAAGCACAGUUCAUUUGAGAGCCAGCAUAAUAGAGUGGCAGGAGAGCACCUUUGUUUUGUAAAGUGGCAUUUGCUUCCAUAAGACUAGUGACAGCUACAGUCAUGAUAUGGGAGGAAUUGAAAUCAGUCUGCUGAAGUUAAUUCACGUUAUGAGCCAAUACACCUGUUUGUUGUUUAGGUGAGUUUUUGUUUUAUUUCCUUGUUUAAGGCAGCUGCAUAUAUUGCUACUGUCAGAGUGGAUUUGAAUUGUCAAAGAGGAGUAGUGGACUGCUCCAGAAAAAAAGUGAAGCUGAGGGUUUACUGAGCCUGCUGUGUCCAGAGUGCCUUUCCUGCUGUGGUAAAAUGAAGAACUUCUGUAGUUUGAGCUGUUCUGGCUGACUGAUUGCUGCGUAUUCCUCCCUUGUGGUGUGACCUGAUGGCAACCCUAUUUGGACAGGGAGAGGAACACUGCAAGUUUGCAAUGCUGUGAUAAGAUGUCAUUUGCACUAGUUUUUUUUAAGUACUGCAAUCUGAAGAAGUGUGCUUUAAGCCGUGCUCCAAAUCCUGGUUUGAAUUCAGCCUGUUUAAACCUGAUUCCAGCUGACUCAGUUUCAAAAAAACUAGUCUUGUCCAUGUAAACAGGAAUUAAAACCUUUUUUAAAAGCUAGAUUCCAGUUUAUGUUUCCACUCAGUUCAGUGCUCGAACAGACCAGUUCUUGGGCCUAAGUGUGAUUGUAUAGUUUUAAAGGCUUUUAAAUCAGUUGUUCCUUUUUUCAUGGUCAGUUUGAAACUAGUUUAACUGGAACUGCAUUUAAAUAUAGCACAAACUCCUUUCCUUUAUUUCAGCAUGGUACUAAAGCCCCACGUAGACAGUGCUUGACAGAGAAACCAAGGAUAACUUGAGGUUUAUUUUAAGAAGCCAAAACAUAGGUUGCUGACUAGAGAUGCCGCAUAACCUAAUGCCCUAUUUUUUCUCCAGAUGGAGAAACACUAACUUCCAUAAUUCCCCUCCAUUUGUCAUCCUGCUUCAUUGUUGCACCUUUUCUCUUGAAUGAAAAUCCCUUUGGCCAGUAGGCUAGAUCCAAAACGGAACUCUCCCGUACUGUUUGAUCAUCUUGUUUCUGUACGUUCCUUUCCUUGACAAUGGCAAGCACUACUGAGGAUCAGCUUGAGAUUUUGCUGGGACUGUGGCGUAGUUAUGGUUCAAGAAGAUGCUAAUGAUAUUUUCAACAUUAUGGUAAUUUCAGAGCUUACCCUUGAGGAAAAAAUUAUAUUUCAGAAGUUCCACAGAAAAAAGAAAAUGCCAAGAAUCAGGAUGGAGCUUCAGUCACAGGGCUGUAGCCAAGUUUUUAGGGAAUGCAUUUCUGGUGGCUGGUGAUGCUGACAUUUACAAAGGCAAUUUGAAAGCUGUAGAGAAUGUAUGCUUUCUCAUCCCUGCUGAACUAAGAGAAUUUAUACUAACAGAAUGAUCCCAGAGUAACCUGUCAGUGUUCACACUUCCCUAAUGGAGGAGACUAAGCAAUCUGUCGCAUCACCUUAGACAGUCUGAAUUUGCUUCAAGAUUGCUCCCAAAUGGCUUGCCAGCCAGGUGCUCUCCUCCCUCAUUGAUCCUAGUAUCACACCUGGCUGGGGAUUUGUCGCAUCAGCCAAGGUGACCAAGAGAUAGCCUUGGCCCCAGCUAGGAGCCUUUUACCCUUUUCUUUUCCUUUUGGUUUUCCAUUGAACCAGGUGUGCAUUUAGUGGUGAAGUAGAUAACAGGUCAGCUGUUGCUCCAGAUGACAAGAAUGGCAAAGCCACAUGGCAACUGAGCUACUGUUGUCCUCAAGGACAUUGGUAAAGGCAAAAGACCAGGCUCUGGUUGAUAGUGUAGUUAUAAACCUACAGCUUCUGCUGCUUGCCCCUCCAAACUUGUUUUGGUCAACUAUGUUGUUGCCCUCAAAUAUGCUUUGUGUGUGAAAAGCUGAAUGCAGUUGUUCUGUUGUCUGUCUUCUUUCUUCUGCAUCAUGGAUGUGGCACCAACUUACUCUCACAACAAGCUUGAGUUUUGUUUUGCUGUUGUUAUUAACAUGUAAUUCUACUGUAGACCAAAAAAUACGAAAAGGAAAAAAAUCAGUUUCAAGACAUAAAAGACCAGUGAAUGAAAGGUGAAAAAUUUAGGAAGUGAAGGUGUGAGAGGAGAAGCAGUGGUUAACUAUGUUAAGUUAGAAAUCUCAGAAUAGCCUUACGUAUUUCUUAACCAAUGCUUACCAAUCAUCCAGUAGUGGGGUUAGAUAGCUUUCUUGGUUCAUUUGUACUUGUAUCCUAAUAUAUAUAUAUUUUAUUUUUGUUUCUUUGGUAUUGCUGUUGCACAUCAUGUUGUCUUUUAUAAUGCCUGAUUUUUAUUGUAUUGUACUUUAUCAGUCUGUUUUGGUUUUGUUUCCUUUUGAAGGAUGGGAAAAGUAAUCUUUCCUUUUUGUUUUGAAUUUUUGAGAAAAAAUGCACUGGAAGUAAACACAAACACAUUUUGCCAUUUGAAAAAAAAAGGAAAACACACAGCCACGCAGUGGAAAAGGCUAAGAAAAAGCUCCCCUCUUCUUUCUUGUUAUGGAAGCAUCCUUUAAAAUAUAUGCUAGAAAGAAAACAAAUAUUCUCAAACAGAAGAAGAGAGAAGCCUCUUUGAUCCUAGCUCUGCAAUCUGGAGUAUUUUAGCACAGUAUUCUGCAGGGUUGGGCUCCUAAAUGGCCGACAGUCAUAAAAUCCAGAACCACAUGGGGCAAAUUCAUCCCUGGUGCAAGCAGAUGUAAUUGUAGUGAAGUCAAAGGAGGUACCCAAAGGAUGGAUUUAGCCACAUGCGUGCAAGAUACAGCUGCCUUCCCUAUAGUACCUAAGCCCCCACUGCUAGAUUUUAUUGCUGUCAGAACAGUUGGUCUUUCGGCUGUGUUAAUCACAUAAAAUCCCUUGAACAUUUUUCAAGGUAGGCAAAACACUUUCCCACUGAAUAAAUCAGUUCUGGAUGCACCUUGGUGUGACACUUCUUGCCUACCAGCUUUCAGCUGUUACCCACUCCCAGAUGUGAACUGAUGUGAUCUAGCUCUGGCUUGCCUUGGCCAGAAAAAUGGACUUGACUAUUAAGCGUAGUAAAACUUUUGCAUAUUUAACUACUAUGAUCCAGAAAUGGCCCUUGCACUUUUAAGGCAUAUGGAAACAUCCUCUCUGUCUUUCAAAAUGGCAGCAGUUCCUUUGUGAGUAAAACAUCACGUGUGCAAAUGCGUACACACGCCCACACACCCUGGGCUCCUCACCCCAAAUUCUUCCCGGAUCUUGCUGGCCCAGCAGUGUCCUGUCUCCAUAGUGCCUGGUCAUUUGAGUACAGCGGGGCAGAGACUCGUGUUGAGAUGAUAAAUGCAAAAAGCAUACAUUUUAAAAGACAGAUGAUUUUCCUGUUAUGCCAUUGUCUUUGAAUCCCCAUAUCAGCUGAUGGGUUUUCCUAGCCUGACAGCUUUCAAUCAGUUGUUGAAACAUUGGCUUUCUCUGUUUUGUUUUCUAAGGAGGGAAUGUGGGGCGGGGAGAAUAAUGAGGUGUUGUUUGUAACUUCACAGUCCUGAUAGUUGGUUUUUAUCUUCCAUAUUUUAUGCAAAAACAGACAUUAUAAGUCAAUAAAUAAUUGUGCCCUAGGUUGAAAGUUAAGUGUUCAGGAAAGGAAAAAAAUGGUUGGCAUUUUUCUACAUUUUUGUGAAGACUCUUUUGGAAAGGAAGGGUACAUAUUUUUGUUGUGUAGUAUUUUCUAUUUUUGAAUGCAUUUUCUUGGUACAAGACUGUUUUGUGGAAUUUUUUUUCUUUUUGGUGAACACAUUAUUUAAAAAAAAAAAAGAAAAGAAAGAAAAAACUAAUUGAAAAGUUUGCCCUUAAGGAUAUGCUGCAGUUUUGAGGUUUAACGUUAAAAAAAAAAAAAAAAAAAAAUUCAAGGCGUGUGUUAAAAGUUGGGGGAUUGUAUUGUUGGGAGUUUUUUUGUAAUUGUUACAAGAAGAAGUUUGUAGCCACUGCUGUUUAUUUUGUUUCAGAUGAGUAAGUAAAGGGAUUGUUCUUGUGUUAUUCUUUUUUUUUUUUUUAAGAAAAAGUUAUUUAUGAAAUGUCACAAACACUGGACUGUGAGUUUGUAGGGAAGCAUUUUACCACCCUGUGUCUUCAUAGAGCUGUUGAUGAUCCUCCUUCUCGUUACUCUGCCUUAUGAUUUCCUGAGCAAAUUUGGAGGGGAUGGUGGGAGGAGGAAAGAGAAACUAAAUGCCUUUUUGUGUCAGAGAGUUGGGGGAAAAACAGUGUUUUGGAAUCCCAAAGCUGGACCAUCAGCCCUGCUUCUUCUCCCAUCUACUACAGAAAUGAAAAAGACUUACAGUCACUGGAGGAGAAAGAAAAAUCGUGGUACUGAGAUGUGGCAGUGCACAAGGGGUUAAGUGACUGAGAGACAUGAUGAUCAUAAUGACCUCUGUAAAUGACAUCUCGGUUUCUCAGUCAACAGCUCCCUUGGUUUGCCCUCAUCCUGCCAGUGGCUUUUGUGACCAACACAACUAACCCAACUGAAACCAUGAGGAUGACUUUCAGUUGCUGAUCAAAGCCUUUUUUUGGCACCCCAGCAGUGGGAGUGACCAGCCGGGAGCACUACUCAGUUUGAUCACUGGACUGGAUUUGAGGAGAAGUAGAGGCUGAGGGUGACCAAAGAGGUGUGCCGUGUUCUCCAUGUUUGAAGAACAGGCUUAAAAGACUUAAAAGCAGUGCUCCAGGUACUUCUGGGACUGGAGAAAAGGGAAGGAGGAAGACACCAACAGCCGUAACAAAAACUGGAGAUAUGUAACUGGGCUACAUUCAAAACCAACCAGACUCUUUUCCUUCCUGGACAAUAAUGCAGCCAAAUCUUGAGACUGUCAAGCAGACAGAAAGCUGAAUGUGGCCUUCAUUUCUCCUGCCUUUCCUUUUUAUUCUCCCUCUUCCUUUACCCUGAGGUUUCUUCUCAGUGAGCACCUGCUCCACUGAGCACUUUUUUGCCCUCCACCUAAACUGCCCUUGCUUUCAAAAUGUGGGUUCAGUCAGGACUGAGUAAAAUCAUGUGCCUUCUUUUCCCCUUUUGUAAUUAUACCAGCCUCCUUUCCUUCCCCAACUUACACAUAUGAGAGACACAGGAGGGGGCUCUUCAGAAGUGCUACUUGUCUAUAGGUGUCCAGCAACACAGGUGGUGGUGAAAGGAAGAGGAGCAAGGGAGAUGCUAUUAGCUCCUUUCCCUUUCCACACGUAGCAGGUCUUCCCAAGGAGACACCCUUCACCACCACCUCCUCAGACACUCCUCUCUCCUACAGUGCAGCCGUAGUGAGCAUGGUGGGGUGGUUCUUCUCUCCCAUUUCUAUCCUAGCUUUGUGAAGCACUCACUCAAUUUCAAUUCAUGCCAUUUGCAAGCAGUCACAUUGACAAGACAAAUGCAGUUUGUGGCCUUACUGAGAUGACUUUUAAACCACUAAAAGAAAAAAAGGCAACUCAUUUCCCGCCCAAGGUUUGUGUCACUUCUAAAAACCCAGUCCAUAGCAGUUUAGACUCCUUUAAUCUCAGUCCAUUUUAAUGAUGGUGGCUAAACUGACUAGCCUAGAGCUUAAAUGCUAGACUGUCUGGUCUCAUGUUUUGUUUGCUAUUCCCCUACUGUCUGCUUGCUUUUCUCAUUUUCUACUAUAUUCUCUGCUUUACAAGGCAGCCCUAGCCUUUGGUGGAAGGUGAGAGGAGCCAGUGGGAUCCUGGCUCAGGGAAAGUAGUUCAUGGAUCGUUUUCAGCCUUGUAGCAGGAGAAGGAUAUACCAGCUACCACAGCAAAUGCGUAUUAUGGUAGGCUGACUGCAGUGGUUUUAGGGCAAAUAAACCCUACCCAGUUGCUGGAACGUGGCUUGUUCCCAGAUCAAAAACCAUGGAGCAAAAAGAGUGCACUGGGACAAUGGAAAAGCAGCUUGCAAUCCACAGCUGCUUUUGGGCAAAGACAGGGACCCAACUGCCUCCCAGCUUCUCUACAGGCUUGCCCACUGCACAGUCAGUGUCCCUGACUCCAUGGAGGAGUGAGAUGUGCUGUAGAAGCUUUUCUGAUUUUAAGAAUCAGCACAAAGCAGCCCCUGAGAGGUGUCUGUCUGUCAGGCAAGCACAAGGGUGGACACCUGCCCCUGCUGUUUUUCUGCAGAUCAGGAAGCUCCACACAGACUUUCCUGGAGCUUAGCCUUUCAGAAAUCCACCUGCAAAACCUGUAGCACCUGACUGGUGGGAAUGAAAAAUCCCUCAAUUGCUUCCAUAAAUGAUCCAGUAAAUGAAAAUGCUGCAGAUGGAGGAUUGGAAAUUUAUUCUUUAGGUUGGGCUCUAAAGCCAGGGAGGAGCGACAGGGGAACGGUGUAUUUAUUUCCCCCCUCCCAGUUAACAAGUCUGCAUGUGUUCACAUACUUACAAGAGAAAGGGUGUAGUCCUACCCAUCUUUGGUGCUGAUGGACUUAAAGCAUUUGUCCAAGGCCUAUUUUGACACAGAGAACAUAAAAAUAAACUCCUGUCACAUGCAAUAUUUCCCCCCCCCCAAAAAAAAAAAAAAGGGAGGGAGGAGGAGGAGAGCAGUGUGGGCAAUCAGGAUUGUUAGGGUUGGAUUAUUUUGCAUCUUUUGUAAAACUGUAAUUUCAACAGUGCCUUAUUCCUAAUAGAUGCUGGCACUUGGGACACACGAUGAAAGACAGAACUAGGGAGAGUCAGAUGUAUACAUCCAUAAGACAGAGGUCAUUAAUCACUGUAAAGAAAGCUGUAUUGGGAAUGACACAGCUGUGUCAGAAUUGAAAACAGUUCAAGUAUUCAACCUGCAAAGCAAUUUCCCUUCCACCACCUCCUGCCUUCCCUCUUUGCCAAUGGUGCUGCCCAAUAAUAGCUGCCUACACUGAGGCCUGUCACUGCCCCAUUUGCUUUUAGUGUUGUCAAGUCCAAGGAGUUUAGCAUAGUCAAGCUUUCCACUGCAAUCAUGUUUUCCAUGGGGUAUGUGAAUGCCAGUUAUUUUGCUUUAAAUGCACUUUAAAUUAAAAAAAAUCAAAUCAAAGCUCCAGACUGUUUCAAAUACAUAGGAGAAGAUAGUGCAUAUGUGUUUGAACCCAGUUGACUUUAUCUCCAGUUAAAAUGUACUCCAUACAGUGUGUAUGUAUAGAACAAUGUGUAUGCAUACAAACACACACACGUCAACCUUAAAUAUCAACAGACUAACCUUUCUCCUUAAGCUCAUGAAACCAGAUGAUACACAAACACAGCAGCAGCAGAGGAAUUACGGUUGGGCUCUUGAAACAGAUCACAAAAAACAAACACAACUACUUGGUCCUUUCUGUACAUUCAAUAAUUACAGAAGGAAUUGGGUUGUAACCAGAAUAAAAAGGAACGGUGCUAAAUGAAUGAAUGGGCAAAAAAAAAAAAAAAAAAGACAAAAACAAAAACUCAGCCCAAUAACACAGUUUGACUUUUAUGCUAAUUCUCACAUUGGGUUGAUUUGUUACCCUUUUUUUUUUUUUUUUUUGGUUUAUAUGAAAAUAAAAUUCCAUCUAAACUAAUCUGCCACAAUGAUAACAAAAACAAAGUAAACAAAUAAAAAUGUAUCCUGGCCUGAGGAAGCUCUUGUUUAUGGAGGAUGUCAGAAGUCUCAAAACUCUCGGCCUUGCUCUCACGUACCACAUGCUCAAUCAGUCCUUUUUUAAAAAUGUCUGAAACUGAAAGAAAAAUUAAAAAAAAAAAAAAA